This is a messenger RNA of Annulohypoxylon truncatum, 1262 nucleotides long. RefSeq lists its product as uncharacterized. NCBI's taxonomy places the organism in Eukaryota, Fungi, Ascomycota, Sordariomycetes, Xylariales, Hypoxylaceae. The transcript is spliced from 2 exons. The record is from RefSeq and is a predicted model, not a curated record. The coding region runs from base 214 to 888 and encodes 224 amino acids.
UCUUGCUUCGAUAUCUCGUUAUACGAUAGCUGCUCUUGUCUGGGCUAUCUGUUUCCUUUCUUCGCUGUUUUGUUUCGUUUUCUCUGUUCCGUUUCGUUUGAUUAUAGUUCUCGUUUCUGUAUUGUCGUCCUUCUGUGAGGGUUGAAACAGAUCGCUAUAUAUAUACUAUACUAUAUUCUGUCACUCUCUCGGUCCGUCUAUCUCUACGUCGCCAUGUCUUCCGAAAACAAAGGCCCGGUUCUCCCGAGUUACUCCGAGUUCGACCCUCAUGAUCUCGAGUACCGGAGGUAUAUGAAAAAGAUUUAUUUGGUUGAUAACGCCCGCGUCGGUCUCACCGGAUUCGCCCUUCUCUGUGGUCUGACUAUCCUUGGCACUUCUGCCGAUACUCUGGCCGUAUACAAUGCAACUCACCUAUCGGGCGAUUUUCACUUGCCAUUAUGGCCCGACCAAUUCGAUAUCCGACCCACGAUAGCACUUGUUAUCGGUAGUAGUAUCGUGGUCUUCUCCCAUAUCGUAUCCCUGAUAUUCAGCAAGGUCAAGAUGCUUCGCAAUCGGGCCGCUGUUCAUACGUCCUUAUCUAUGACUGCGCCAUUCAUUGGCUUCACAGCUGUUAUGAUUAGCAUGAUCUUCUUCUACGCUGUCAACACUUCGGUCACGGAUGACACGCUUCAGAGCUGGAGUUGCCAAUGGAAAGUGGCGAGUAUGAGCACGAAGCCACACUUUGGUACAUUGUGCGACGAAAGCCGGACAGCCUUAUACCUAUCUGUCAUAUUGGUACCGGUCGAACUGAUUGUCUUCACUGUCGCCGGCUAUCAAUCGAUCCUAGAGAGGAAGUCGAUUGGUGCGAUGUCGUCUCGCAAGGCCGGCAGCCCCACGCCGUCGUCGUAGGGCUCUAUCAGAUUCUAGGCAGCUUUAACCCGGUUCUAAAUCUAUACAGGGUCGCAUGUCAAGCCUUAUAAAUGAAGACGACCCCCAUGCUCGUCUAUCGGAGCCGGGAUAAGCUCAUGAGGGUAGAUAAGGUGCGCAAGAUGGGAUGCGAAGCGACAAGUGUAGCCGGAUUGUGGUUGUGAUAUGUAUAAGAAUUGUAACGGGACAUGAGGGAGGUGUGGCGAUGCAAUUGGCGUUAUCAUGAGUCGGUUCUGCGUGUUGACGUUCUAGGUCACCUCGCUAUAUAUAUCAGGGACAGACUGAUUGGUGCAAUAUGUCGGAUCUCGGUAGCCCAUAAUAAGAUUUAAUUCGGAAUUCACCGUGUUCUUUGAAAU